CACAUAAUUUAAUGCCAGCAUACGGCUUACAGAAAAUUAUACACAAACGAGUCAAAGCAGCCCAGCUAUUAGUUGACUUCGAAAACUGUAUAUUUAUAAAUGUAAGUCAAUAUUGUAGAACUGUUGAACAACUAUAGCAGAAAUGGAGGCGGCGGAAGUCGACCCAAAACGCACUAAAAGUUAUGUGGAGGAGGUAUUUCGCCGAUUGAAGGAAAAGCCCGGCGUAGAGGACAUAUUGAUUAUGAAUCACUCGGGGGUUCCGGUAAAGACCUCGAUGGAUCGUCAGGAGAGCUUGCAGUACGCCUGUCUGUACGACAAUUUGCGUGAAAAGUGCCAGGCAUUCCUUUCCAAAUUGGAGCCAGCUCAAACCUUAACCUUCUUGAGAGUUCGUACCAAAUACCAUGAGGUGCUAAUCACACCAGAUGCCAAGAUCACCGUUUUAGUGGUCCAAAAUGCCAAAGAUACAUUCAUUAACAUGAACGCCUUGCACUAAUACACAUUUCAAAUUGGAACUUCUCCCUGUUCUUACACAUUUUAUUUACGGUGGCCAGUACUGUUUAUCCCUAACUAAUCAAACAAUAACGAAAUCCUAAUAAAGGUUCAAAGUCGAGCAUUGAAGAGCA
Molecule: messenger RNA, 623 nt
Organism: Drosophila biarmipes
Lineage: Eukaryota; Metazoa; Arthropoda; Insecta; Diptera; Drosophilidae
Product: dynein light chain roadblock-type 1
Exons: 2
Coding region: 143-493 (116 amino acids)
Biological process (GO): microtubule-based movement
Cellular component (GO): centrosome; cytoplasm; cytoplasmic dynein complex
Molecular function (GO): dynein intermediate chain binding
Source: RefSeq, a predicted model, not a curated record